Sphaeramia orbicularis (orbiculate cardinalfish) is the source of this 1892-nucleotide messenger RNA. RefSeq names its product coiled-coil domain containing 124 (gene ccdc124). NCBI's taxonomy places the organism in Eukaryota, Metazoa, Chordata, Actinopteri, Kurtiformes, Apogonidae. The record is from RefSeq and is a predicted model, not a curated record. The transcript has 5 exons. Bases 136 to 789 code for a protein of 217 amino acids. Gene Ontology annotation, molecular function: transcription coactivator activity. Gene Ontology annotation, biological process: transcription by RNA polymerase II. Gene Ontology annotation, cellular component: nucleus.
CGCCAUGUUACGUCAUCAGAGUGCGCCCAGUCUUCAGAGACGCAGAGGCGGUAGCAGAUGCCUCUUCGAAACAGGGUACUGUCGUCUAGUUACGACUUGUUUUUCCUCUCAUACUGCUGACGAGUGGCUGUUGGGAUGCCAAAGAAGUUCCAGGGUGAGAACUCCAAGGCAGCCACUGCCCGAGCCCGCAAGGCUGAGGCCAAGGCAGUGGCAGAUGCCCGUAAGAAACAGGAGGAGGAGGAUGCUCUGUGGCAGGAAACGGACAAACAUGUACUCAAAAAAGAGCAGAGGAAGGAUGAUAAAGAAAAGCGGAGAUUGGAAGCCUUGGAGAGGAAAAAGGAAAACCAGCGACUUUUGGACGAGGAGAGCUCCAAAAUAAAAGGAAAAUCUUCAAAGGAAACAGGACAUGGAGGAAAAGUGACUCGAGCCCAGAUUGAGGAGGCACUUCAGAACGAGCAACAGCAGGAGCCAGCAAAAGAAAAGAGCCACCUGGAGACUCCACUGGAGGAGAAUGUCAACAGAAUUAUCCCAGAUGAGGGAACUGUGGAAGCCAGAACAAUAGAAGAUGCCAUUGCUGCACUCAGCACUGGACCAGAAGACUUGGACCGACACCCGGAGCGGAGGAUGAAAGCAGCAUUUGCUGCUUAUGAGGAAGAGAACAUGCCUCGUCUAAAAAAGGAGAACCCCAACAUGAGGUUGUCCCAGCUAAAACAACUGCUAAAGAAGGAGUGGAUGAAGUCACCAGAGAACCCCUUAAACCAGCGCUUUGCCACCUACAAUUCAAAGUGAAUGCAGUCUUUCCCCACAUAAUAUCAUUUGAAACAGUCUGCCUGUGCACAUUGGAGACUAACAUUGGAAAAUUCAAUUAUUUGAGGGUGGCUGACAGAUUUCAUCUACCACCCAUCUAGAACAACCCAGUCCAUUAUCAGGGGACUUGGCUUUGUUGAUCCAUUUACUAGCAAGUGGAAGAUUAUUUUCACAGCAGCUCAUGAUGUCUGUGCAUGUGGUAUCAUAAAACAUCCAAUACAUUCAAUUACUUCUUUUUUUCUAGCACUUCCAAGAACCUGGGAGGUCAGAUGUUUUGAGAGUAACUUAUUAAAGUUGACCACUCAAUCAUCAACAUCUCUCUUGCUCUUCCUUGUCACAAAGUGCUUGAAUGAAAUCAGCGACUGACAAACAUUGUGCCAAAUCCUUCUGUUGUAUGAUGCUCAUUUGAUACAGAUGAAGAUUUCUGAAUUUUACCUACCUGUAUAAUUAACUUCACUAAGGAAGGUAAUUUUACUGUACCUACAUUUAAGAAAUGUUUCCCCACUUCUCAUGAAAUCAUGAUAAAUUUGAAAUGGCUGUGACUACAAUGAUUUAUUUAUUUUAUUUUUUUUACCUUUGAGGUAUUUUGGAAAGUGACUAACUGUUUUCUUUCAAAGGAGAUGUUGCAUGAAUAGCAGAACAGUUGGCUUUGAACACUGAAACCACUGUCACCAGGGAUUAAGUGUUGAUGUCCAGUGUUCUUUUCGGGUAUCUCACAGUGCUUUAGAUUUUGAGAAAAUACAUCUUUUGUAUUCUGUUGAUUGCAGAAUGAGGACUGAAGAAUUUAGAUUUGCUCUUAGAAAUUAACUAAUUUUUCCAUCUUAAGAGUUUUUUUUAUAUUCUCCCUGUGAGCAGGCAUCUGGGACUUUAUUUAUAAAAUCCUCUGUACAUAACGAUAAAUGAAUGACUGCAGAGAUGAUAUUGUCUCAUUACCUUCAACGGUAAUUGUGAAUGUUGAACCACAGUUGGUAGCUCUCCAACCAUGUAUAUUCCUGAUAAAAGGUAACUGAUGUCUUAAAUCCUUUGUUUGACUCAGAUGGUACACUUCUUUUCACACCACAUAAAGAAACUGCCAUCAGAUUUUG